Phyllopteryx taeniolatus (common seadragon) is the source of this 3394-nucleotide messenger RNA. It is a transcript of the gene nipsnap1, whose product is annotated as nipsnap homolog 1 (C. elegans). NCBI's taxonomy places the organism in Eukaryota, Metazoa, Chordata, Actinopteri, Syngnathiformes, Syngnathidae. Gene Ontology annotation, cellular component: mitochondrion. The coding region runs from base 1733 to 2560 and encodes 275 amino acids. The transcript is spliced from 9 exons. The record is from RefSeq and is a predicted model, not a curated record.
AACAGGCCAGGCGAGCGCCUGCUACGUUUACUCAUUCGAAAUUAAUCUACGGAGAGCAACGACGACACUUCAUUUAUUUGUUAUUUUUUUAGACUAUACGAUUGUGAUCGUUCGGAAAUUGUUUGGUCGGUUCUCAUCGAGUUAGCUAAAUUCACGGAAAGUAAACCAGGUUUAUUUUUUUCCAAAUAAAUUUUAAGCGCCUAUCACAAACGUGAUGUAAUCAUUUGCUGGACUUGUGACCUUCGUCCUGCAGCAGCCGGCACUUAUCUCUUCCUUCACAAUCAUGCUCUAGUUUUUGUUUUUGUAUUUUUGACUUCAAGUUGUUUUUUUUCCCCUUGAUAUUUCUUGAUUUGUCUUGAACUUUCCAUACGAAAAGAAACAUACACAAAUGCCAGCCUACUGUAUUAUAUAUAAAACAAAAAUAAAAUAAAAUACAGCUCAGAUCAACAGAAAAUCCCAGGGAACAGUCAGAGACAUCCUGUAAUAUACUAAAAGAAUAUUCAGGGCCAAGAUAGUCCAGAUCUUGAGAAAUUGCUCUGUUGUUGUCAUUUCUAUGUUAAUAUUGGUACCUGGAAUGUAUCCCUUAUUUAGCUGUAAAAUUUAUUGUUAAUUUAUGUUAUACUUUUUUUUAAUGAAACCAUUACUUUAGGUAGUGUAAUCUCUCAACCUCGAACACCAGCUCAGGCUCUUUCCCUGGCAGAGAGGUGACGUUCCACGUCCCUCGAGCGAGUUAUUGUAGCCAAGGAUUGGACCGCCAAGGUCCCAACCUUCCGCCGCCGCCCAGCUCACAUUGCACCAGACCCCUUCGGCCCCUCCCACUGGUGGUGAGCCUAAGGGAAAGGGGACCCACGUUGUGUUUUCGGGCUGUGCCCGACCAGGCCCCCUGGGUGCAGGCCCAGGCGCUCGCCAUCGAGCCCCACCUCCACGCCUGACUUCAGAGGGGGCCUUACGUCCAGGUUAGGGAAAACGAGGUCAAAAUAUUGUUCUCAUCAUCAGUGGUUUUUUGAGCAAUGCUUUGUCUGGUCCCUCACCUAGGACCCGUUUGUCACAGGUGACCCUACCAGGGGCAUAAAGCACCAGACAACUUGGCUCCUAGGAUCAUUGGGAUACACAAAUGACCGUUCCAGGAGGGGUGUCUUGUACUUUUUUAAAUUUUAUUUAUUUAUUUUUGUUUUAGUAUGACUGAUGUCCCAACAAAUGUUAUUACCAAACCACACAACAGAUGUGGCAUCUGUAAUGGUGUGCUGGAAGAGCCAGGGGACAAAACAAUCACCAGAAGUUACAAAGUUUGGGCUUGAUGUUUUUUUCGGGGUGUAUCUAUUCCAAAAAGUCGUGACCAUAAAAAGAGUAACUCUUCUCACCUUUUAUUUAUGAUAAUCGCUACCAUCCAUCCAUCCAUCCAUUUUCUGAGCCGCUUCUCCUCACUCGGGUCGCGGGCGUGCUGGAGCCUAUGCCAGCUAUCUUCGGGCAGAAGGCGGGGUACACCCUGAACUGGUUGCCAGCCAAUCACAGGGCACACAUAAACAAACAACCAUUCGCACUCAAAUUCACACCAACGGGCAAUUUAAAUUUGUCAAUUAACCUACCAUGCAUGUUUUUGGGAUGUGGGAGGAAACUGGCAUGCCCGGAGAAAACCCACGCAGGCACAGGGAGAACAUGCAAACGCCACACAGGCGGGGCCGGGGAUUGAAUCCCGGUCCUCAGAACUGUGAGGCAGACGCCACCGUGCCGUAUGUUAAUCGCUGCUUUGCACAAAAUAAAAAAAAAUUCUUUCUUCCAUGUUGUUCUCACGAGUCGGAGGUUUUCCGAGAACGGUGUUCGAGGCUGGUUCCGUUCUGCACGCUCUUCGGUGCAAAACGUGGGCGCCAGGAAAGAUGCCCACUCCAACCUGCUGUCCAAGCAGGAGACCAGUAACCUGUACAAAAUCCAAUUUCACAAUGUGAAACCAGAGUGCCUGGAAGCUUAUAACAAUCUGGAGGCGGAGGUGCAAAAAAGGCUCCAUCAGGAUGAGGAUUAUCCGUGUGAGGUCGUAGGAAGCUGGAACACCUGGUAUGGAGAGCAGGACCAAGCAGUGCACCUGUGGCGCUACAGUGGGGGCUACCCCGCCCUGACCGAAUGCCUCAACAAGCUCAACGUGAACAAGGAAUAUUUGGAAUUCCGCAGAGAGAGAGCAAAAAUGCUGAUUUCCAGGCGGAAUCAGCUCCUGUUGGAGUUCAGUUUCUGGAAUGAACCUCUUCCCCGACAAGGACCAAACAUCUAUGAAAUGAGGAGCUACUCCCUCAAGCCGGGGACCAUGAUCGAAUGGGGCAACCACUGGGCAAGGGCCAUCAAAUACCGUCAGGAGAACAACGAGGCUGUGGGUGGCUUCUUCUCGCAGAUCGGCGACUUGUACGUCGUCCAUCACUUAUGGGCCUAUGAAAGUCUUCAGUCUCGAGAUGAAACCAGGAAGUCUGCGUGGCGCAAGGAGGGAUGGGAUGCCAACGUGUACUACACGGUGCCUCUCAUCAGGAGCAUGGAGUCCAGGAUAAUGAUUCCCACCUCCAGUUCUCCGUUACAGUGAGGACACCAAAAGGCAGAGCACCCGAAAACAAAACCAGCAGCAAACAACAACACUGUUUCCACACUGUUGGGCCACAGCAUUAGGUACACUUCUGCCAUCUGACAUCCAAUACCAGACUUACAGAUACAGUCUCAGUUUUAUAUGUGAUAUAUUUGUUUCAAACCAUGCUUUUAUGUAGCGAUAAAGUAGUGUUCCCCCCGCUAUACCAAAAAUCCUCGAGUAAUUGAUGCCCACCCACAAGAUGGUGACAAAGCACUACUUUUAUGGUAGCCAACGCUAUGGGAUGUCGAAAUGAAGCGAGAGAGGAGAGGAUCUCUUCAGUGUAACAUAGGUCUGUUGCACCAAGAUGCCACAAUAUGGCGCCAAAGCGAUACUUUUAUAUUAGAUAGGGCUUUGGUCUAAGCAGAAAAACGAGCAAAUUAAAAAUGUGCAAAAUCGCAAUUAACAAAUUGCGAAUAUGCAGGGCGACACUGUCACCAAAAUAUUAGAAACCACUCCAUGCAGUUUUACAUGCUACAAUCACAACAACAACCCCCCCAAAAAACGUGGUUAAACAUAGACCGCUCAGUCUUUUUUGGGCUAUAAUUAGUUUUUGUAUUGGACCUCAUUGCAUUAUGCAGGUGUACCUAAUGAAGUGACCAACAAGUGUAUCGGCACAGAAGUCAGGCACGCUCCUGUUUUAAGUGCCUUUCAGGGAACAUGUGCAUAUUAUUAUUGUGAUUGAGUCAACCUAAUGUAGAAUCUGAUGUGAUCCUUUGUGAUUUUGUUUGUUUUAAAUCAUGAAUUAUGGUCUGUCAGUUUGUUUUUCAUAAUAAAUUUCACUCCCGAGUUUAA